Messenger RNA from Phycomyces blakesleeanus NRRL 1555(-), 2436 nucleotides. RefSeq lists its product as hypothetical. Bases 1 to 2436 code for a protein of 811 amino acids. Gene Ontology annotation, cellular component: trans-Golgi network; early endosome; recycling endosome. The record is from RefSeq and is a predicted model, not a curated record. Gene Ontology annotation, biological process: retrograde transport, endosome to Golgi; endosome organization; receptor recycling. Lineage: Eukaryota; Fungi; Mucoromycota; Mucoromycetes; Mucorales; Phycomycetaceae. The transcript has 8 exons. Gene Ontology annotation, molecular function: protein binding.
AUGGCCAGACUUCAGACAGUAUAUGCCAUUCACACGUUUGAAGCCGAAAACGAUGACGAGAUUGCAUUCUCAGCAGGCGAACCAGUGAUUGUAUUCGAAAAGGACGAUGGUUUUAACGAUGGCUGGUGGAGGGGCCGGAAUGUCAAAGGAGAAAUAGGCCUUUUCCCAAAGAACUACACUUCACCUAAUCCUCCAAAACUCACGCCACUUGAAGCAAAAAUCGAUAAACUAGAAAAUGUGAUCAGUAACAUGAAAAUUACACCCAAAGCCGCCUACCCUCCUUCAGUCACUCCAAAACCAACACAUACAACUCUUACCAGAACCGAAUCUUCGGUCUCUCUCCAAUCCUCUCUUUCUCCGUCAACAAUUCGUCUCCCUAACUCAACCUCAAAUCGAAGUCUGCACACAAAUGUAUUAAAUUCACUCCAUUCCCCUGUACUACAAAACACACCACCAGAAGAGUGGAACGUAGACCAGGUAGCCGCCUGGCUACAAAUAAUGGGAUUUGGUGCUGUGGCUGAAAACUUUAAAGCACAAGAGAUCACUGGAGAUAUUUUGCUAGAGCUUACUCAAGAAUCUCUCAAGGAGCUGGAUGUCAAUACGUUUGGAAAACGGUUCAAACUGCAUAAUGCGAUUCAUGCACUAGAAGAAGUGCGCCAGAACGAGUCAUUUUCGCGCGGAUCCUGUAGCUCAGGAUUAGAUACAUUUGAGGAUUCGGCGUCUGUAAUAAGCCAUAGAACCGUUGACACCUACCGACCAAAUGACUCUAAUAUAAAUCCACAUCAAUCUGUCUCAAAUCGAAUCAACUCAAAUGUUAGAAAGUACCCAGACCACCAGUAUUCUGAUCGAUCUCCUUCAAUCAUGUCACGCCCCUUGUCGCCCUCUUCUUCAGUCUACACCACCACUACGACUGGAACAUUGCGUAACAAUCGCAUGUAUCCUCUGGGAAAUUCUAUCUCAGAGGGGCCCUCGGCUAUCAACCGUUUUCAUGGGCGACUGCAGCGCCAGAAUACAAUUAACAAUAGUCCCUCAAUGUCAUCUUCACUCCUGCACCCUGUUGCCCGAGGAUCACAGCAAGAAGAUGUGACAGGACAAAAUAGUUUUAAUGGUCCACCGCCCGUCAAAUCACGGUACCAGACGAUGCGAAGUUCAUUGAUGUCUCACAGUAAAAACCAGACUCUCCUACCUGUUGCAUCUCGCCCUUCCUUGGAUAUCAAGGGUCCUGUUAAUGGCCCAACAGAUCCAAACAUAGCCCCAGACAUGCAAGGAUGGCUACAUAAACAGGGCGACAAGUACAGAACCUGGAAUAGACGCUGGUUUGCUUUAAAGGGACCUAACCUAUUUUAUUACAAGACAAAGGACGGACGCAUGAAGGGUAUCAUUAAUUUGCACGGGUACCGCGUUAUAUGUGACGAAACUAUACACGCAGGGAAAUACUGUUUCAAAGUACAGCAUGAGCGGGAACGUACCUUUUGCUUUUAUACAGACACAGAAAUAGCAAUGAAGGCAUGGGUUAAGGCACUGAUGAAGUCCACCAUAUCACGUAACUUGGCAGCCCCUGUAAUGUCUUCAAGUACUGUCCCCACAAUAUCUCUUGAUGCUGCACAACGUAUGAAACCUAGACCACCAUCGGUACUUUACAAAAGAGAGCAAAGAUCCCAGUCUCCCCCACCAUCUCGCCCAUUAUCCCAAAAUUACGACUCCCCACAACCUAUUAUGCGCAUGUCUCUUUCUGAAGGGGCGUCAAUGUGCCGAAUGGGCUUUGAUCCUGGAUAUGCAAACGAUAAAUUCCAAUCUCUUGUCGGUGGCGCUGGCGAUCUAUCAAAUGUGUACGAAGAUUAUGGAAAUAGCCCAACAAAAGAUUCUGGAUUUGUCAGUGCUCACAAUAAUACACAACACAGUAGUUCAAACAGCACAAACAUCAACCCUUCGUUUUACGAAGAGGAAGAUUUAAUUGACCCAUUACAUGACGAUGUUGUGUCAAGAAAUACUCGGCGCAAACCCGAGCCACCCGAACAAAAGGCGCCACAAUGGAUGUAUUGGAAGGCGCCAGACUGGGUCCAGUGGAUCAACCAAUACACAAGCCAAGGGUUGGAUAAGCUGAGUGAUCUCCACGAUGGCGAGAGCUUGAUUUCUCUGCUGGAAGGGCUGAGUGGAAAGACAGUAAGACGACCAUUGGAUAACCAUGGCUCAGCCAGCAUGCAGAUGUUGGAUAAAAUUGUUGCUGCAUUCAAAUUCAUGGGCAGAGAAGGCGUUGUUGUUGACGGUCGGUACACAAUAAAAGAUGUUUUUAGCGGGAAUGAGGAGAAGCUUAUUGAGAUGAUGGAAGCUCUCAAAUCCUGGCACGACUCACAAACACAAAAUGACUCUGGGUCGAACAUUGACGGAUCUAACGGUAGAUCAAACCAACAUCAUAAUGCCUCAAAUCAUUAUUAG